CCUCCACAGUGCCUACUAAUCUAUCAAGCGCAAUUGCUUCUCCUGGUACGAUAAACACUACUGUCUCUACUGAUCUGUCAAGCACAGCUGGAACUAAUCAUCUUACAGAUACUACAAUUUCAGCCAGCACAUCAGUCAUAACUGCCCCUGCUGGCCAGUCAAGCAAUACAGUUCACAAUGAUUUAUCAAGCACAACUAUUUCUACAGAUGAAUCGAUCACACCUGCUCCAGCUGGCCAGUCAAGCAAUACAGUUCAAACCGAUUUAUCAAGCACAACUAUUUCUACUGGUAUUUCAAAUAGUAUAAUUCCUACAGAUAUAUCAGUCACAACUGCUAUUGAUGGUCCUUCAAGCAGCACAGACCAGACUCAUCCAUUAAGCAUAACUGCUCCUAAUCAUUUUUCAAACACUGCAGGCCCUAUUCAUCAAUCUAGCACAACUGUUCAUACUGGAACUUUGACCACUGCAAUUCAUAAUGAUUUCUCAAGCACAACUGUUCCCAAUGGUCCGUUCAUCACUAAAGAUAAUUCAGAUUCAUCAAAGACAUCUGUUCCUGUUGGUUCUACAUCUGCUGCAUUUUCUACUGAUCAGUCAAGCACAAAAGUUCCAACUGGACCCACAACCAUGGCUGUUGCUACUGAUCUGUCAAACAGAACUGUUCCAAAUCAUUCAAGUUCCUCAGGUCAUACUGAUCAGUUAAGCACAACUAUAGUUACUGGUCCAUCAACUACUACAGUUCCUAGUGAUCUUUCAGACACAACUGUUCUUUCAGACACUUCAGCCUCCACAGUGCCUACUAAUCAAUCAAACGCAAUUGUAUCUCCUGGUACCAUAAACACCACUGUCUCUACUGAUCUGUCAAGCACAGCUGGACCUAAUCAUCUUACAGAUACUACAAUUUCAGCCAGCACAACGAUUACAACUGCUCCAGCUGCCCAGUCAAGCAAUACAGUUCAUACGGAUUUAUCAAGCACAACUAUUUCUACAGAUGAAUCUAUCACAACUGUUUCAGCUGGCCAGUCAAGCAAUACAGUUCAAACUGGUUUAUCAAGCACAACUAUUUCUACUGGUAUUUCAAAUAGCAUAAUUCCUACAGAUAUAUCAAUCACAACUGCUCUUAAUGGUCCUUCAAGCAGCACUGUCCACACUGAUCCAUCAAGCAUAACUGAUCCUAAUCAUUUUUCAAACACUGCAGUAACUACUCAUCGACCUAGCACAACUGUUCAUUCUGGAUCCUCAACCACUGCAGUUCCCACUGAUCUGUCAAGCACAGAUGCUCCUAAUCAUCCUGUCAUCACUAAAGAUCCUUCAGAUUCAUCAAAGACAUCUAUAUCUGAUGGUUCUACAACUGCUGCAGUUCUUACUGACCAGUCAAGCACAACUCUUCCUCUAGGCCUUUCGAGCAAUGCAGUUUUGUCCAGUCUGUUAACCACAACAGUUCCUACUGGUCCCACAAGCAUGGCUGUUGCUACUGAUCUGUCAAGCGGAACUGUUCCCAAUGAUCAUUCAAGUAUCUCAGGUCACACUGAUCAGUUAAGCACAACUAUAGCUACUGGUCCCUCAACUACCACAGCUCCUACUUAUCUUCCAUACACAACUGUUCUUUCAGACUCUUCAACCUCCACAGUGCCUACUAAUCUAUCAAGCGCAAUUGCUUCUCCUGGUACGAUAAACACUACUGUCUCUACUGAUCUGUCAAGCACAGCUGGAACUAAUCAUCUUACAGAUACUACAAUUUCAGCCAGCACAUCAGUCAUAACUGCCCCUGCUGGCCAGUCAAGCAAUACAGUUCACAAUGAUUUAUCAAGCACAACUAUUUCUACAGAUGAAUCGAUCACACCUGCUCCAGCUGGCCAGUCAAGCAAUACAGUUCAAACCGAUUUAUCAAGCACAACUAUUUCUACUGGUAUUUCAAAUAGUAUAAUUCCUACAGAUAUAUCAGUCACAACUGCUAUUGAUGGUCCUUCAAGCAGCACAGACCAGACUCAUCCAUUAAGCAUAACUGCUCCUAAUCAUUUUUCAAACACUGCAGGCCCUAUUCAUCAAUCUAGCACAACUGUUCAUACUGGAACUUUGACCACUGCAAUUCAUAAUGAUUUCUCAAGCACAACUGUUCCCAAUGGUCCGUUCAUCACUAAAGAUAAUUCAGAUUCAUCAAAGACAUCUGUUCCUGUUGGUUCUACAUCUGCUGCAUUUUCUACUGAUCAGUCAAGCACAAAAGUUCCAACUGGACCCACAACCAUGGCUGUUGCUACUGAUCUGUCAAACAGAACUGUUCCAAAUCAUUCAAGUUCCUCAGGUCAUACUGAUCAGUUAAGCACAACUAUAGUUACUGGUCCAUCAACUACUACAGUUCCUAGUGAUCUUUCAGACACAACUGUUCUUUCAGACACUUCAGCCUCCACAGUGCCUACUAAUCAAUCAAACGCAAUUGUAUCUCCUGGUACCAUAAACACCACUGUCUCUACUGAUCUGUCAAGCACAGCUGGACCUAAUCAUCUUACAGAUACUACAAUUUCAGCCAGCACAACGAUUACAACUGCUCCAGCUGCCCAGUCAAGCAAUACAGUUCAUACGGAUUUAUCAAGCACAACUAUUUCUACAGAUGAAUCUAUCACAACUGUUUCAGCUGGCCAGUCAAGCAAUACAGUUCAAACUGGUUUAUCAAGCACAACUAUUUCUACUGGUAUUUCAAAUAGCAUAAUUCCUACAGAUAUAUCAAUCACAACUGCUCUUAAUGGUCCUUCAAGCAGCACUGUCCACACUGAUCCAUCAAGCAUAACUGAUCCUAAUCAUUUUUCAAACACUGCAGUAACUACUCAUCGACCUAGCACAACUGUUCAUUCUGGAUCCUCAACCACUGCAGUUCCCACUGAUCUGUCAAGCACAGAUGCUCCUAAUCAUCCUGUCAUCACUAAAGAUCCUUCAGAUUCAUCAAAGACAUCUAUAUCUGAUGGUUCUACAACUGCUGCAGUUCUUACUGACCAGUCAAGCACAACUCUUCCUCUAGGCCUUUCGAGCAAUGCAGUUUUGUCCAGUCUGUUAACCACAACAGUUCCUACUGGUCCCACAAGCAUGGCUGUUGCUACUGAUCUGUCAAGCGGAACUGUUCCCAAUGAUCAUUCAAGUAUCUCAGGUCACACUGAUCAGUUAAGCACAACUAUAGCUACUGGUCCCUCAACUACCACAGCUCCUACUUAUCUUCCAUACACAACUGUUCUUUCAGACUCUUCAACCUCCACAGUGCCUACUAAUCUAUCAAGCGCAAUUGCUUCUCCUGGUACGAUAAACACUACUGUCUCUACUGAUCUGUCAAGCACAGCUGGAACUAAUCAUCUUACAGAUACUACAAUUUCAGCCAGCACAUCAGUCAUAACUGCCCCUGCUGGCCAGUCAAGCAAUACAGUUCACAAUGAUUUAUCAAGCACAACUAUUUCUACAGAUGAAUCGAUCACACCUGCUCCAGCUGGCCAGUCAAGCAAUACAGUUCAAACCGAUUUAUCAAGCACAACUAUUUCUACUGGUAUUUCAAAUAGUAUAAUUCCUACAGAUAUAUCAGUCACAACUGCUAUUGAUGGUCCUUCAAGCAGCACAGACCAGACUCAUCCAUUAAGCAUAACUGCUCCUAAUCAUUUUUCAAACACUGCAGGCCCUAUUCAUCAAUCUAGCACAACUGUUCAUACUGGAACUUUGACCACUGCAAUUCAUAAUGAUUUCUCAAGCACAACUGUUCCCAAUGGUCCGUUCAUCACUAAAGAUAAUUCAGAUUCAUCAAAGACAUCUGUUCCUGUUGGUUCUACAUCUGCUGCAUUUUCUACUGAUCAGUCAAGCACAAAAGUUCCAACUGGACCCACAACCAUGGCUGUUGCUACUGAUCUGUCAAACAGAACUGUUCCAAAUCAUUCAAGUUCCUCAGGUCAUACUGAUCAGUUAAGCACAACUAUAGUUACUGGUCCAUCAACUACUACAGUUCCUAGUGAUCUUUCAGACACAACUGUUCUUUCAGACACUUCAGCCUCCACAGUGCCUACUAAUCAAUCAAACGCAAUUGUAUCUCCUGGUACCAUAAACACCACUGUCUCUACUGAUCUGUCAAGCACAGCUGGACCUAAUCAUCUUACAGAUACUACAAUUUCAGCCAGCACAACGAUUACAACUGCUCCAGCUGCCCAGUCAAGCAAUACAGUUCAUACGGAUUUAUCAAGCACAACUAUUUCUACAGAUGAAUCUAUCACAACUGUUUCAGCUGGCCAGUCAAGCAAUACAGUUCAAACUGGUUUAUCAAGCACAACUAUUUCUACUGGUAUUUCAAAUAGCAUAAUUCCUACAGAUAUAUCAAUCACAACUGCUCUUAAUGGUCCUUCAAGCAGCACUGUCCACACUGAUCCAUCAAGCAUAACUGAUCCUAAUCAUUUUUCAAACACUGCAGUAACUACUCAUCGACCUAGCACAACUGUUCAUUCUGGAUCCUCAACCACUGCAGUUCCCACUGAUCUGUCAAGCACAGAUGCUCCUAAUCAUCCUGUCAUCACUAAAGAUCCUUCAGAUUCAUCAAAGACAUCUAUAUCUGAUGGUUCUACAACUGCUGCAGUUCUUACUGACCAGUCAAGCACAACUCUUCCUCUAGGCCUUUCGAGCAAUGCAGUUUUGUCCAGUCUGUUAACCACAACAGUUCCUACUGGUCCCACAAGCAUGGCUGUUGCUACUGAUCUGUCAAGCGGAACUGUUCCCAAUGAUCAUUCAAGUAUCUCAGGUCACACUGAUCAGUUAAGCACAACUAUAGCUACUGGUCCCUCAACUACCACAGCUCCUACUUAUCUUCCAUACACAACUGUUCUUUCAGACUCUUCAACCUCCACAGUGCCUACUAAUCUAUCAAGCGCAAUUGCUUCUCCUGGUACGAUAAACACUACUGUCUCUACUGAUCUGUCAAGCACAGCUGGAACUAAUCAUCUUACAGAUACUACAAUUUCAGCCAGCACAUCAGUCAUAACUGCCCCUGCUGGCCAGUCAAGCAAUACAGUUCACAAUGAUUUAUCAAGCACAACUAUUUCUACAGAUGAAUCGAUCACACCUGCUCCAGCUGGCCAGUCAAGCAAUACAGUUCAAACCGAUUUAUCAAGCACAACUAUUUCUACUGGUAUUUCAAAUAGUAUAAUUCCUACAGAUAUAUCAGUCACAACUGCUAUUGAUGGUCCUUCAAGCAGCACAGACCAGACUCAUCCAUUAAGCAUAACUGCUCCUAAUCAUUUUUCAAACACUGCAGGCCCUAUUCAUCAAUCUAGCACAACUGUUCAUACUGGAACUUUGACCACUGCAAUUCAUAAUGAUUUCUCAAGCACAACUGUUCCCAAUGGUCCGUUCAUCACUAAAGAUAAUUCAGAUUCAUCAAAGACAUCUGUUCCUGUUGGUUCUACAUCUGCUGCAUUUUCUACUGAUCAGUCAAGCACAAAAGUUCCAACUGGACCCACAACCAUGGCUGUUGCUACUGAUCUGUCAAACAGAACUGUUCCAAAUCAUUCAAGUUCCUCAGGUCAUACUGAUCAGUUAAGCACAACUAUAGUUACUGGUCCAUCAACUACUACAGUUCCUAGUGAUCUUUCAGACACAACUGUUCUUUCAGACACUUCAGCCUCCACAGUGCCUACUAAUCAAUCAAACGCAAUUGUAUCUCCUGGUACCAUAAACACCACUGUCUCUACUGAUCUGUCAAGCACAGCUGGACCUAAUCAUCUUACAGAUACUACAAUUUCAGCCAGCACAACGAUUACAACUGCUCCAGCUGCCCAGUCAAGCAAUACAGUUCAUACGGAUUUAUCAAGCACAACUAUUUCUACAGAUGAAUCUAUCACAACUGUUUCAGCUGGCCAGUCAAGCAAUACAGUUCAAACUGGUUUAUCAAGCACAACUAUUUCUACUGGUAUUUCAAAUAGCAUAAUUCCUACAGAUAUAUCAAUCACAACUGCUCUUAAUGGUCCUUCAAGCAGCACUGUCCACACUGAUCCAUCAAGCAUAACUGAUCCUAAUCAUUUUUCAAACACUGCAGUAACUACUCAUCGACCUAGCACAACUGUUCAUUCUGGAUCCUCAACCACUGCAGUUCCCACUGAUCUGUCAAGCACAGAUGCUCCUAAUCAUCCUGUCAUCACUAAAGAUCCUUCAGAUUCAUCAAAGACAUCUAUAUCUGAUGGUUCUACAACUGCUGCAGUUCUUACUGACCAGUCAAGCACAACUCUUCCUCUAGGCCUUUCGAGCAAUGCAGUUUUGUCCAGUCUGUUAACCACAACAGUUCCUACUGGUCCCACAAGCAUGGCUGUUGCUACUGAUCUGUCAAGCGGAACUGUUCCCAAUGAUCAUUCAAGUAUCUCAGGUCACACUGAUCAGUUAAGCACAACUAUAGCUACUGGUCCCUCAACUACCACAGCUCCUACUUAUCUUCCAUACACAACUGUUCUUUCAGACUCUUCAACCUCCACAGUGCCUACUAAUCUAUCAAGCGCAAUUGCUUCUCCUGGUACGAUAAACACUACUGUCUCUACUGAUCUGUCAAGCACAGCUGGAACUAAUCAUCUUACAGAUACUACAAUUUCAGCCAGCACAUCAGUCAUAACUGCCCCUGCUGGCCAGUCAAGCAAUACAGUUCACAAUGAUUUAUCAAGCACAACUAUUUCUACAGAUGAAUCGAUCACACCUGCUCCAGCUGGCCAGUCAAGCAAUACAGUUCAAACCGAUUUAUCAAGCACAACUAUUUCUACUGGUAUUUCAAAUAGUAUAAUUCCUACAGAUAUAUCAGUCACAACUGCUAUUGAUGGUCCUUCAAGCAGCACAGACCAGACUCAUCCAUUAAGCAUAACUGCUCCUAAUCAUUUUUCAAACACUGCAGGCCCUAUUCAUCAAUCUAGCACAACUGUUCAUACUGGAACUUUGACCACUGCAAUUCAUAAUGAUUUCUCAAGCACAACUGUUCCCAAUGGUCCGUUCAUCACUAAAGAUAAUUCAGAUUCAUCAAAGACAUCUGUUCCUGUUGGUUCUACAUCUGCUGCAUUUUCUACUGAUCAGUCAAGCACAAAAGUUCCAACUGGACCCACAACCAUGGCUGUUGCUACUGAUCUGUCAAACAGAACUGUUCCAAAUCAUUCAAGUUCCUCAGGUCAUACUGAUCAGUUAAGCACAACUAUAGUUACUGGUCCAUCAACUACUACAGUUCCUAGUGAUCUUUCAGACACAACUGUUCUUUCAGACACUUCAGCCUCCACAGUGCCUACUAAUCAAUCAAACGCAAUUGUAUCUCCUGGUACCAUAAACACCACUGUCUCUACUGAUCUGUCAAGCACAGCUGGACCUAAUCAUCUUACAGAUACUACAAUUUCAGCCAGCACAACGAUUACAACUGCUCCAGCUGCCCAGUCAAGCAAUACAGUUCAUACGGAUUUAUCAAGCACAACUAUUUCUACAGAUGAAUCUAUCACAACUGUUUCAGCUGGCCAGUCAAGCAAUACAGUUCAAACUGGUUUAUCAAGCACAACUAUUUCUACUGGUAUUUCAAAUAGCAUAAUUCCUACAGAUAUAUCAAUCACAACUGCUCUUAAUGGUCCUUCAAGCAGCACUGUCCACACUGAUCCAUCAAGCAUAACUGAUCCUAAUCAUUUUUCAAACACUGCAGUAACUACUCAUCGACCUAGCACAACUGUUCAUUCUGGAUCCUCAACCACUGCAGUUCCCACUGAUCUGUCAAGCACAGAUGCUCCUAAUCAUCCUGUCAUCACUAAAGAUCCUUCAGAUUCAUCAAAGACAUCUAUAUCUGAUGGUUCUACAACUGCUGCAGUUCUUACUGACCAGUCAAGCACAACUCUUCCUCUAGGCCUUUCGAGCAAUGCAGUUUUGUCCAGUCUGUUAACCACAACAGUUCCUACUGGUCCCACAAGCAUGGCUGUUGCUACUGAUCUGUCAAGCGGAACUGUUCCCAAUGAUCAUUCAAGUAUCUCAGGUCACACUGAUCAGUUAAGCACAACUAUAGCUACUGGUCCCUCAACUACCACAGCUCCUACUUAUCUUCCAUACACAACUGUUCUUUCAGACUCUUCAACCUCCACAGUGCCUACUAAUCUAUCAAGCGCAAUUGCUUCUCCUGGUACGAUAAACACUACUGUCUCUACUGAUCUGUCAAGCACAGCUGGAACUAAUCAUCUUACAGAUACUACAAUUUCAGCCAGCACAUCAGUCAUAACUGCCCCUGCUGGCCAGUCAAGCAAUACAGUUCACAAUGAUUUAUCAAGCACAACUAUUUCUACAGAUGAAUCGAUCACACCUGCUCCAGCUGGCCAGUCAAGCAAUACAGUUCAAACCGAUUUAUCAAGCACAACUAUUUCUACUGGUAUUUCAAAUAGUAUAAUUCCUACAGAUAUAUCAGUCACAACUGCUAUUGAUGGUCCUUCAAGCAGCACAGACCAGACUCAUCCAUUAAGCAUAACUGCUCCUAAUCAUUUUUCAAACACUGCAGGCCCUAUUCAUCAAUCUAGCACAACUGUUCAUACUGGAACUUUGACCACUGCAAUUCAUAAUGAUUUCUCAAGCACAACUGUUCCCAAUGGUCCGUUCAUCACUAAAGAUAAUUCAGAUUCAUCAAAGACAUCUGUUCCUGUUGGUUCUACAUCUGCUGCAUUUUCUACUGAUCAGUCAAGCACAAAAGUUCCAACUGGACCCACAACCAUGGCUGUUGCUACUGAUCUGUCAAACAGAACUGUUCCAAAUCAUUCAAGUUCCUCAGGUCAUACUGAUCAGUUAAGCACAACUAUAGUUACUGGUCCAUCAACUACUACAGUUCCUAGUGAUCUUUCAGACACAACUGUUCUUUCAGACACUUCAGCCUCCACAGUGCCUACUAAUCAAUCAAACGCAAUUGUAUCUCCUGGUACUAUAAACACCACUGUCUCUACUGAUCUGUCAAGCACAGCUGGACCUAAUCAUCUUACAGAUACUACAAUUUCAGCCAGCACAACGAUUACAACUGCUCCAGCUGCCCAGUCAAGCAAUACAGUUCAUACGGAUUUAUCAAGCACAACUAUUUCUACAGAUGAAUCUAUCACAACUGUUUCAGCUGGCCAGUCAAGCAAUACAGUUCAAACUGGUUUAUCAAGCACAACUAUUUCUACUGGUAUUUCAAAUAGCAUAAUUCCUACAGAUAUAUCAAUCACAACUGCUCUUAAUGGUCCUUCAAGCAGCACUGUCCACACUGAUCCAUCAAGCAUAACUGAUCCUAAUCAUUUUUCAAACACUGCAGUAACUACUCAUCGACCUAGCACAACUGUUCAUUCUGGAUCCUCAACCACUGCAGUUCCCACUGAUCUGUCAAGCACAGAUGCUCCUAAUCAUCCUGUCAUCACUAAAGAUCCUUCAGAUUCAUCAAAGACAUCUAUAUCUGAUGGUUCUACAACUGCUGCAGUUCUUACUGCCCAGUCAAGCACAACUCUUCCUCUAGGCCUUUCAAGCAAUGCAGUUUUGUCCAGUCUAUUAACCACAACAGUUCCUACUGGUCCCACAAGCAUGGCUGUUGCUACUGAUCUGUCAAGCGGAACUGUUCCCAAUGAUCAUUCAAGUAUCUCAGGUCACACUGAUCAGUUAAGCACAACUAUAGCUACUGGUCCCUCAACUACCACAGCUCCUACUUAUCUUCCAUACACAACUGUUCUUUCAGACUCUUCAACCUCCACAGUGCCUACUAAUCUAUCAAGCGCAAUUGCUUCUCCUGGUACGAUAAACACUACUGUCUCUACUGAUCUGUCAAGCACAGCUGGAACUAAUCAUCUUACAGAUACUACAAUUUCAGCCAGCACAUCAGUCAUAACUGCCCCUGCUGGCCAGUCAAGCAAUACAGUUCACAAUGAUUUAUCAAGCACAACUAUUUCUACAGAUGAAUCGAUCACACCUGCUCCAGCUGGCCAGUCAAGCAAUACAGUUCAAACCGAUUUAUCAAGCACAACUAUUUCUACUGGUAUUUCAAAUAGUAUAAUUCCUACAGAUAUAUCAGUCACAACUGCUAUUGAUGGUCCUUCAAGCAGCACAGACCAGACUCAUCCAUUAAGCAUAACUGCUCCUAAUCAUUUUUCAAACACUGCAGGCCCUAUUCAUCAAUCUAGCACAACUGUUCAUACUGGAACUUUGACCACUGCAAUUCAUAAUGAUUUCUCAAGCACAACUGUUCCCAAUGGUCCGUUCAUCACUAAAGAUAAUUCAGAUUCAUCAAAGACAUCUGUUCCUGUUGGUUCUACAUCUGCUGCAUUUUCUACUGAUCAGUCAAGCACAAAAGUUCCAACUGGACCCACAACCAUGGCUGUUGCUACUGAUCUGUCAAACAGAACUGUUCCAAAUCAUUCAAGUUCCUCAGGUCAUACUGAUCAGUUAAGCACAACUAUAGUUACUGGUCCAUCAACUACUACAGUUCCUAGUGAUCUUUCAGACACAACUGUUCUUUCAGACACUUCAGCCUCCACAGUGCCUACUAAUCAAUCAAACGCAAUUGUAUCUCCUGGUACCAUAAACACCACUGUCUCUACUGAUCUGUCAAGCACAGCUGGACCUAAUCAUCUUACAGAUACUACAAUUUCAGCCAGCACAACGAUUACAACUGCUCCAGCUGCCCAGUCAAGCAAUACAGUUCAUACGGAUUUAUCAAGCACAACUAUUUCUACAGAUGAAUCUAUCACAACUGUUUCAGCUGGCCAGUCAAGCAAUACAGUUCAAACUGGUUUAUCAAGCACAACUAUUUCUACUGGUAUUUCAAAUAGCAUAAUUCCUACAGAUAUAUCAAUCACAACUGCUCUUAAUGGUCCUUCAAGCAGCACUGUCCACACUGAUCCAUCAAGCAUAACUGAUCCUAAUCAUUUUUCAAACACUGCAGUAACUACUCAUCGACCUAGCACAACUGUUCAUUCUGGAUCCUCAACCACUGCAGUUCCCACUGAUCUGUCAAGCACAGAUGCUCCUAAUCAUCCUGUCAUCACUAAAGAUCCUUCAGAUUCAUCAAAGACAUCUAUAUCUGAUGGUUCUACAACUGCUGCAGUUCUUACUGCCCAGUCAAGCACAACUCUUCCUCUAGGCCUUUCAAGCAAUGCAGUUUUGUCCAGUCUAUUAACCACAACAGUUCCUACUGGUCCCACAAGCAUGGCUGUUGCUACUGAUCUGUCAAGCGGAACUGUUCCCAAUGAUCAUUCAAGUAUCUCAGGUCACACUGAUCAGUUAAGCACAACUAUAGCUACUGGUCCCUCAACUACCACAGCUCCUACUUAUCUUCCAUACACAACUGUUCUUUCAGACUCUUCAACCUCCACAGUGCCUACUAAUCUAUCAAGCGCAAUUGCUUCUCCUGGUACGAUAAACACUACUGUCUCUACUGAUCUGUCAAGCACAGCUGGAACUAAUCAUCUUACAGAUACUACAAUUUCAGCCAGCACAUCAGUCAUAACUGCCCCUGCUGGCCAGUCAAGCAAUACAGUUCACAAUGAUUUAUCAAGCACAACUAUUUCUACAGAUGAAUCGAUCACACCUGCUCCAGCUGGCCAGUCAAGCAAUACAGUUCAAACCGAUUUAUCAAGCACAACUAUUUCUACUGGUAUUUCAAAUAGUAUAAUUCCUACAGAUAUAUCAGUCACAACUGCUAUUGAUGGUCCUUCAAGCAGCACAGACCAGACUCAUCCAUUAAGCAUAACUGCUCCUAAUCAUUUUUCAAACACUGCAGGCCCUAUUCAUCAAUCUAGCACAACUGUUCAUACUGGAACUUUGACCACUGCAAUUCAUAAUGAUUUCUCAAGCACAACUGUUCCCAAUGGUCCGUUCAUCACUAAAGAUAAUUCAGAUUCAUCAAAGACAUCUGUUCCUGUUGGUUCUACAUCUGCUGCAUUUUCUACUGAUCAGUCAAGCACAAAAGUUCCAACUGGACCCACAACCAUGGCUGUUGCUACUGAUCUGUCAAACAGAACUGUUCCAAAUCAUUCAAGUUCCUCAGGUCAUACUGAUCAGUUAAGCACAACUAUAGUUACUGGUCCAUCAACUACUACAGUUCCUAGUGAUCUUUCAGACACAACUGUUCUUUCAGACACUUCAGCCUCCACAGUGCCUACUAAUCAAUCAAACGCAAUUGUAUCUCCUGGUACCAUAAACACCACUGUCUCUACUGAUCUGUCAAGCACAGCUGGACCUAAUCAUCUUACAGAUACUACAAUUUCAGCCAGCACAACGAUUACAACUGCUCCAGCUGCCCAGUCAAGCAAUACAGUUCAUACGGAUUUAUCAAGCACAACUAUUUCUACAGAUGAAUCUAUCACAACUGUUUCAGCUGGCCAGUCAAGCAAUACAGUUCAAACUGGUUUAUCAAGCACAACUAUUUCUACUGGUAUUUCAAAUAGCAUAAUUCCUACAGAUAUAUCAAUCACAAUUGCUCUUAAUGGUCCUUCAAGCAGCACUGUCCACACUGAUCCAUCAAGCAUAACUGAUCCUAAUCAUUUUUCAAACACUGCAGUAACUACUCAUCGACCUAGCACAACUGUUCAUUCUGGAUCCUCAACCACUGCAGUUCCCACUGAUCUGUCAAGCACAGAUGCUCCUAAUCAUCCUGUCAUCACUAAAGAUCCUUCAGAUUCAUCAAAGACAUCUAUAUCUGAUGGUUCUACAACUGCUGCAGUUCUUACUGACCAGUCAAGCACAACUCUUCCUCUAGGCCUUUCGAGCAAUGCAGUUUUGUCCAGUCUGUUAACCACAACAGUUCCUACUGGUCCCACAAGCAUGGCUGUUGCUACUGAUCUGUCAAGCGGAACUGUUCCCAAUGAUCAUUCAAGUAUCUCAGGUCACACUGAUCAGUUAAGCACAACUAUAGCUACUGGUCCCUCAACUACCACAGCUCCUACUUAUCUUCCAUACACAACUGUUCUUUCAGACUCUUCAACCUCCACAGUGCCUACUAAUCUAUCAAGCGCAAUUGCUUCUCCUGGUACGAUAAACACUACUGUCUCUACUGAUCUGUCAAGCACAGCUGGGACUAAUCAUCUUACAGAUACUACAAUUUCAGCCAGCACAUCAGUCAUACCUGCUCCAGCUGGCCAGUCAAGCAAUACAGUUCACAAUGAUUUAUCAAGCACAACUAUUUCUACUGGUAUUUCAAAUAGUAUAAUUCCUACAGAUAUAUCAGUCACAACUGCUAUUGAUGGUCCUUCAAGCAGCACAGACCAGACUCAUCCAUUAAGCAUAACUGCUCCUAAUCAUUUUUCAAACACUGCAGGCCCUAUUCAUCAAUCUAGCACAACUGUUCAUACUGGAACUUUGACCACUGCAAUUCAUAAUGAUUUCUCCAGCACAGCUGUUCCCAAUGGUCCGUUCAUCACUAAAGAUAAUUCAGAUUCAUCAAAGACAUCUGUUCCUGUUGGUUCCACAUCUGCUGCUUUUUCUACUGAUCAGUCAAGCACAAAAGUUCCAACUGGACCCACAACCAUGGCUGUUGUUACUGAUCUGUCAAACAGAACUGUUCCAAAUCAUUCAAGUUCCUCAGGUCAUACUGAUCAGUUAAGCACAACUAUAGUUACUGGUCCAUCAACUACUACAGUUCCUAGUGAUCUUUCAGACACUUCAACCGCCACAGUGCCUACUAAUCAAUCAAGCGCAAUUGUAUCUCCUGGUACCAUAAACACCACUGUCUCUACUGAUCUGUCAAGCACAGCUGGACCUAAUCCUGGACCUAAUCAUCUUACAGAUACUACAAUUUCAACCAGUACAUCGAUCACAACUGCUCCAGCUGUAUUUGUAUCCAGUGCAGCUGCUAAUCAGACAACCACAUCUGUAAUAUUUACAAACUCAACACCCUCUAAAGUUUUCACCACCUCAACCACAUCUGCACUGCCAACCACUCAUCUCUCAACUAAAGCUUCCACAGGUUCAGCCAUGCCAGGAGAGGGAUUCAUCAUUCUACAAAUUCGUUUACAGUUACAAUAUAUUGAUGCUUAUUAUAACCCUGCUUCCAUGGAGUACCAGACUCUGUCCUUAAACAUCAGUACUGAGCUGAAUCGAUUCUUCCGGGAAAUUUAUGGGACCUACUUCCUCAGAUGUUAUGUGAAGAGAUUCUGGCCUGGGUCAGUGGGUGUGGAUAUAGAACUUAUUUUUAAAAACUGGACUGUGCUUCCAAGUGCAGCAAGUAUUGCAGACACUCUUAUGAAAGGAGUUAGUGAAUCAAGAGUGUUCCUUGGUGUGAUUCCUUCCAGUAUCACUGUUGUGGAAGCGCAAGACUCAAGUUUGACCACCAGACAAACACAGUCAUCAGAAAGUGUUCCUACAAUGCAAGCAUCUUCUGCUGUUUCACCAGUUCUGUCUAGUAUGCUGUUGAUGCUUUUGCUUCUGCUUUGGAAUUAAACACUGUAACUCUGCAAAGUUUUUCUCCAUGUGUCAUAUUCAAACCUACAACUGAUAUUGUGAAAACUCUAUUAUCUGCUAUAGUGAUACAUUAAUAUUACUCUUGGUUUUAUGUUAUGGAAAAAUUACGCUACAUGCAAUACAAAAAUAGUCCAUGCAGAGGCAACACAGCAAAUCAUACUGUAUUAGAAAUCAAUUAGAAAUGGAUAUGUUAUUCUUAAAAUCAGGAACAUCUACAAGACAACACACAAAAUGAACUUGCAACAUUUUUACUCCAAUACAUUUAUUUAUAUACAUAUAUACAUUUUAUGAGGUCAUAAUAAAAUAUAAUUUUAUUAUCAAAUUAACAAAAUUGUUUAAAAUGCUUUUAACUUUUCUGCUUUUUUUUUUAAUUUUUUUUAACAGAUUUGUAUUUUUGGUCAAACAAAGGUGGCCUUAACAAAUAUGUACUUAUAUGACAAAUUAAGCACUUGAUACAAUGUACUUACGCUGUACCUUAAUGUUCUCACAUUGUACUUACAAUUAAAGUACCUGCAUGAUCAAUCUAGUGUAUUUACAUUUGUAAGGACACUUUUUGCAUAAUUGUAAUAUUGUAACUAAAAUUGCAGUUUCUGUGAAACAUAUUUGGGGCAAUUUUAUGUUUUUACAAGUGUGAAGCGUUAUUGCUCAUGCAUACUUGCUAUUCAAACCAUUUAAUAGUCAUGCAAUGGAUGCAUCAUCUGUUUAACAAAUGUUUGGUAAUUGGAUCAAUAACAUGUUGUGAUAGCUUAAAUUCUUCAUAACCUUUCUUACUUAAAAAAAAAAAAAAAAAAAAAAUGGGUAACUGACUUUAUUGUGCUUUGGCUACAGUUGGUAAUUCCAGUGAGAACAACAACCAUGCAUAUCAUUUCUGCAGGCUGCAUCUUACUCUGUGAGAUAAACAGUCACUCUUUUCAUAGCUUUUGCAAUCCUCAUCCUCAUCACUAAAUGAAAGUUUAAAAUGAAGGCCUGAUUAUUUCAGGGGCCUUGUCACAAGUCCAUUGUUUUUGAAUUUCUGUGUUACUUUUGCUAUAUUUUCACACUUAAAACAAUGAUUUGGUAAUCCUCUUGUACCACUGUCCUCUUUUGUGCUAAGA
Molecule: messenger RNA, 15505 nt
Organism: Ctenopharyngodon idella (grass carp)
Lineage: Eukaryota; Metazoa; Chordata; Actinopteri; Cypriniformes; Xenocyprididae
Product: mucin-3A-like
Exons: 5
Coding region: 624-14390 (4588 amino acids)
Source: RefSeq, a predicted model, not a curated record